AAGUCCACAUUUCUCAUCAUUUGGCCACACCGAUUAUGGCCCUGGUCGAAUAUAUUAUGAGUAUGACAUUUUUAGUUGAUUUUACUCUCCCCGUCAAAUGGCCAUAAGAGUAAGAGAACUUUACCCAGGCCCAAAGUGAGGAUGACAAUGGAGGAGGUCCGACAUAUCUGGGAAAGACUACCCCUGUAAAUUUAUUGAGAUUCUUGAUCCGGACAUCAACACGUGUCCCUUUGAGCAGCAGGCUGAUGCCUUUUUCACCUGGAGCCUCCGGUCAUCAAGAUGAUAAGUAUGAUUAAAAAUUCCUUCUUAGAGUGCCCACAGAUGGAAAGAUUGAAAAUGAAAACAAAAUUAAAUAAGUUUAAUUUAAAGCCAAAAAUAAUUUUUUAAAUAUUUAUUUAUCGACUAUUACAAUAAUUAAUUAACAGAUAUAAACAUAAGUAGAUUAUUGAUUGAAUUUAAUAAAUAAUUUUAACGUAUAAAUAUUUACUAAGUAAAUACAACGUGUUAGUUGGCAACAAGCGAUAGUAAUGGGGCAGAUGGAUGAAAUUGGAAGCGAUAUAAAUACAAAUGGUGAUAGAAUCAAUAAUAAUGAAAAAGAUAAAUUACCAUGGCAGAAAAUUACAAGCAUUGCUGAUAUCCAGAAGCAAAGUAGAAACUGGUCAUUAGCCGGAGAUGCUGGGCUUCUCUGCUAUCUUCAAGAUUUUUCUCAGCAAUUAAUUUCUAAAACCCAUGAAAUGGAAAAGACUGUUGAUCAACUUAUCCAUGAAACGAAGGUCAGUUUUUGAAAAACAAUAGUUAUUUUUAAUUUUAGUAUACACUACUAUGCAUAUGUAGCUAGAACUAUUUCUAAGAUUAACAGCACCAAACCUUUCUCACUAAUUUC
Molecule: messenger RNA, 883 nt
Organism: Centruroides sculpturatus (bark scorpion)
Lineage: Eukaryota; Metazoa; Arthropoda; Arachnida; Scorpiones; Buthidae
Product: WASH complex subunit 2-like
Exons: 3
Coding region: 528-785 (85 amino acids)
Source: RefSeq, a predicted model, not a curated record